CAAAAUUGUUUUGUAACGCAAGAGGCGACAGAAUUCUUGCUCUACACGGAUUUGUUAAUUUGUCUUGGACUGAGAUAUAAUUUCCUGGAAAAUUGUUGCACCACACUUCGAGCUCCACAACCCCAUUCACCAUUCUGGCGAAUUUAAGUUCGGCCUGCUGGCCUCAGUAGGCCUUCAACAAAGUUAAGCAGUUUCUAGACUUGUGACAAAUCAAAUAAGGAAAUAGAACAUGUUCAACGGUGACUUUCGUCGACGGCCUGAGCAAAAUUUGGGUGGUGCUGGCCGCAACAGACAGCGCGAUGCUCUUCUGGAACGUGCCCAAGCCGAAAGAGCCAAAAGAGAAGAGCAACGAAGAAGGUGGGCAGCUGCAGUUCAAGUGCAGGCCUUUGUGAGAGGAUGCCUGAGUCGAGAAAGAACUCGGAUAGCAGAACGGCUGCACUUCGACACCAUGGUCAAAUCGAAACCGGACGAUUUGGACCACUUGGUCAGUCAACUCCUUCUUUUCUACAGACCAAAAACAGAUUCCCAGAGAUUUGCAUGGUUGUGCAAAGAACUGCUCAAGAAACAAGGAAUGGUCCUCUCGUGGUGCGAGUCUUCCCUUGAGUGGAUGUGGAGACUUCGAAGGCUCGUCAGAGUUGCUUUGACGCAAAUGACGGAGGAGGAAGGCAACAUCGCUAUGCCUUUGAGACUGCUUGAAGUAUUCCUCAGCAAACUGUCAAGCCGUCAGACUUUCAUUUACCUAGCCAAAAAAGGGUAUUUUAAGCAGAUGCGGCAACUGUUUGACAGUAAAGUACCACCCAUGAUGGAAGGAAGUCCUGUUUCCCCAAUUUCCUUGUGUCUCCUGGAAUUACUCAAAGCGCCAAUAUUUUUAGACGAGCCAGAUGAUAAAUAUAAUGAUUGUGUGCAGUACCAUUUUGCCAAGGAAUUCUUGGUUUCACCUUUGUCUGACUCCUUGCGCCUCUUUGUUCUUCCAUCCUUGGCCCCUGGCUAUCCCAUCUACGCCCUGGCACGAGUGCUGCAAAGCCUGCCUUCAUCUGUCAUCCUCUUGUACUCUCUUCUCAGUCUGGAAGAUUCCCAGUCCAGUCCAACCUCCAAAGAGAAAACUCUCUACUAUAUUGCCGCACUCAGCCACCUGACUGAACAACUACAACCUAUUUCCGAAGAGGAUGACGACGAGCCAAAAAAAUCCUCAGCACUAGCAAGCCAAUGCCUAGCAAUGUUAGAUGAAGACUGGAGAGUGAAUCGACUGCUAGCAGCAAUAGACGUUGAGAAUCUUAGUGCCGAAAUGCAAAGAGCCAUAUGCACACUGUGCCAUCACCUUUUGCUGGCUCACAAACAAGCAGCAAAUAAUUUUAGAGUCCUGUACACCCUGGCAUUUCGUCCCUCGUUUUUACGGAACCUGUGGCAAACGUUGAGCAACACUUAUCGAGCUUCAGACUUUCAAAGCCAAGCUCUGCUGCUGCGGGUGCUGGCAAGGGGGCUCGAGUUGUCCUCUGAAGAAGUCGUCACUCUUGUUCCCUCUCUUGCAGUGUUCUGCUCCCUUUUUGCACUUCUGCUCCUAACUAUUCACGAUUCCGAGUUUUGGGGAGAGACGCAAGGAGGAAAUUCCAUGCCCUUCACUGUGUCCGAGCUCAUUCCUCUCAGCACAGAGUUGAAAGGUGUAUGCCUGGGCCUCAUUCGACUGGCGUACCCAGAGUCUCGACUUCAAAUGAGAGCGGAGUACUUAAAUGUUGUCCGACCCAGUGGUCAGCAGAAGGGGACAAACACCUCCGUUUGGCGGCACCUUUUCAACGUGUCUGUUGAUUUGCUGAGAGCUUUGCACGCUCGAGACACAAGACGGAGUUUCUGCUCUGAAGACCACUGGAUUGCUCAGGGCGUGAUGGUGCCAGGGCUGGGUGUCAGCAAACAUAACAUGAGGCACAGCUACAAGCCUUUCAAACGACUGCUCAACCAUGACCCCAUGAACUUGGAACAAGGACCUCCGCUAUCAAACAGUGAAAUAAGACAAAUGGCCAUUUUACAAGAAAUGCCAUUUGUGGUACCUUUCCAACAGAGAGUUCUUCUAUUCCAAACCCUGGUCUUGCAAGAAAAAGAGGAGUACCAAGCAACGGCUGCAUUCCUCACCGGUCCCCAAAUACAAAUUAUAGUGCGCCGAAAUUACCUCUAUGAAGAUGCAUUCGAAAAACUAUCUCCCGAAAAUGAACCUGAGGUUCGAAGUAAAAUGAGGGUGCAGUUGGUCAACACAGCUGGGCUAGACGAAGCGGGAGUUGACGGUGGUGGAGUCUUCAGAGAAUUUCUUUCCGAGCUUCUCAAGACUGCAUUCGAUCCCAACAGAGGAUUUUUCCGACUGACGGCUGAUAACCAGCUCUACCCAAACCCCAGUGUUCAUAUGAUUAUUGAGAACUUUCAUCAACAUUACUUUUUCAUCGGAAGAAUGCUUGGAAAGGCACUGUUUGAAAACUUGCUCGUCGAACUGCCUCUAGCAGAAUUCUUCCUGACCAAACUAGUUGGAGGUGCCAAAUCUGAUGUUGGUGUCCACCAACUCGCCUCACUUGAUCCUGUGAUGUACAAGAACUUGAUUUCUCUCAAAGGCUACGAUAAUGAGGAGGAUGUGUCCGAUUUGAACCUCGACUUCACAGUGGUUAAUAAUGAAUUGGGCGAAUCCAAAGUAGAGGAGCUGAAACCAGGAGGGGCCUUGACCUCUGUCACUUUGGCCAAUAGGAUUGAAUAUAUUCAUUUAAUUGCUGAUUACAAGCUCAACCGACAAAUUAGGGCCCAGUGCAAUGCAUUCAAACAGGGUCUUGCUGACGUUAUUCCCCUUGAAUGGUUGCAAAUGUUUGAUUACAAGGAAUUUCAAGUGCUGAUUUCUGGAGCGCCAAUCCCUGUAAAUCUCAACGACUUGAGAUCCCACACUCAAUACACUGGUGGAUAUUCACCAGAUCAUCCAAUCAUUGGCUCGUUUUGGCGGGUAGUUGACACUUUCAAUGAUAUCCAACGCAGACAACUCUUAAAGUUUGUCACUAGCUGCUCAAGACCGCCUCUGUUAGGGUUCAAGGAAUUGUACCCGCCAUUCUGCAUUCAAAUGGCCGGCACAGACGAAAGACUUCCGUCUGCCAGCACAUGCAUGAAUCUUUUGAAGCUGCCACAAUUUAAGGAUGAAGAUACUCUGAAGACUAAGCUGUUGUAUGCAAUUCAAUCCGGAGCUGGUUUUGAACUUAGUUAAUCAACAAGUCAAUGUGAUACUCUGUGAAUGAUUAAACACCUAAUGAAGUCACACAAGUAUACGCCUUUU
Messenger RNA from Neocloeon triangulifer, 3292 nucleotides. Its product is annotated as ubiquitin-protein ligase E3C. Gene Ontology annotation, biological process: protein polyubiquitination; ubiquitin-dependent protein catabolic process. The transcript is spliced from 15 exons. Gene Ontology annotation, molecular function: protein binding; ubiquitin protein ligase activity. Bases 230 to 3223 code for a protein of 997 amino acids. Lineage: Eukaryota; Metazoa; Arthropoda; Insecta; Ephemeroptera; Baetidae. The record is from RefSeq and is a predicted model, not a curated record.